This is a messenger RNA of Exaiptasia diaphana, 2352 nucleotides long. RefSeq names its product DNA repair protein XRCC1. Gene Ontology annotation, cellular component: nucleus. The record is from RefSeq and is a predicted model, not a curated record. Bases 85 to 1977 code for a protein of 630 amino acids. The transcript has 21 exons. Gene Ontology annotation, molecular function: damaged DNA binding. Gene Ontology annotation, biological process: double-strand break repair via nonhomologous end joining; base-excision repair; single strand break repair. NCBI's taxonomy places the organism in Eukaryota, Metazoa, Cnidaria, Anthozoa, Actiniaria, Aiptasiidae.
UCAAGAUGGCUGCUUGACUGAAGAUGCAUGAGGAAGCGAAUUUUCUAACUUUUCUGAUUAGAGUUUUUCUACUGAUUUUUAACAAUGCCUUUGAUAAAACUUAAACACAUUUSUUCAUUUAGCAGUGAGGAUACGGCUCAGCCGAGCUCGAACUUACUCAAACCAGAGACUUAUAGAAAAUGGAGGUGUGCAGAACCUGGAGAAAAACAAGCUGUAGUUGUCAUAGAGUUAGAGAAGGCAACAAAGAUACAUUCUAUCGACGUAGGAAACAAUGGCUCAGCUCUGAUUGAAGUGUUAGUAGGAAGAUCUUCAGAUGCAAGUGAUGCAUUCAAGGUUCUCCUCGUAACCUCAUCAUUUAUGAGUCCUGCUGACAGCAAGUCAUUCACAAACACCAACAGGGUCAGAAUGUUUGGUCCUGAGAAGUUGUCCAAACCAGUUGCAAAUGAGAAGUGGGAUAAAGUGAAAAUAGUCUGUACUCAGCCCUUUAACAAAAAUGAAAAGUAUGGCCUGUCAUUUAUUUCUCUUCAUUCUCCGCCAGAAGAUUCGCCAGGAAGGGGAUCUGAUAAACAAACACCAAAGAGGCUUGGAAGUUUUACUUUACGUGAUGAAGAGGAAGAUGACAUUAAGCCAGGAAGUUUAUUCUUUCARAAGAAAAAGAACAGCCCUCCAAUUUCAUCAACUGCAGCCCAAGUCAGAGAUGCUAAUGUAUCAUCAUCUAGCAUUUCCUCCUCUUCUAAAACAUCAGAAGUUGGUGGAAUGUUCAARAGCCGRCAACCUGUGGCCAGUAAACCUAGAGAUGAAAGAGAAAGAAAACCUCAAUCAAAACCUGUUAAACAGGAAUUGAAAACUGUCAAACAGGAUAAAMCUGUGUCAUCUARAACUCAGUCUCUUGGUGUUGACGAAUCAAGUAAGAGAAAACAUGCUGAUGGCAAGGAAAAACCUACUAAGGUGUCUCCACCUUCCAAGAAAGCAAAAAAGAGCAACCAUUCUACAGAGGAUGUCCCAUUUCAUCAUAUAAUGAAGAAUGUGGUGUUUGUGCUAAGUGGGUUUAAGAACCCUGAACGUGGUGAAAUUAGAGACAAAGCCCUUGAAAUGGGAGCCCAAUAUAAACCUGAUUGGAUGGCWGGAUGCACACAUCUAAUCUGUGCAUUUUCCAACACUCCCAAGUACUAUCAAGUCAAAGGAAAAGGAAAGAUUGUGACCAAAAAAUGGAUAUYAGACAGCCACAGGAAAAAGAGAAAACUGCCAACUAGAAAUUAUCAUCUUCCUGGUGAUACAAGCUCAUCAGAGGAAGGCAGCAGCGAUGAUGAACCACCAAGCAKACGACCAUUGGCUAGUAGACAUUCUACUGACACCUYUGAAGAUAUUAAGAAAAAGYAUUCAGAAGAUAAGGAAGAAAGACCUGUAGAUGUAAAUACUGGUGUCAAAAAUAGUUCAGAAACAUCAAAAGUAMAGAACGAUGAYGACAGUGAUGACACUGUUGAUGAAAUUCCACAAGAAAAAGAAAAAGUUGAAAAGGAGCCAGAAAGUGAUCAGGACACAGAAGAUGAGCUUGAAMGGAUGCAAGAGGAGAAAGAUGAUGAUGAUGAUGAUGAUAUUUAUAAUCUUUCUACUGAAGAUGAAGAAAAUGAAGAAGAUGACAAAAAAGAUGAAGAACAAGAUGACAGCUCUGGUCCUGAUGAGUUUCCUGAGCUCCCUGAUUUCUUCUCAAAGAAACAUUUCCUAUUGUAUGGAGAAAUGGACCAAUCCACACGUAGAACACUCAUUCGCUACAUUACAGCCUAUGAUGGUACUUUGGAAGACUACAURACAGAGUCUGUAGACUUUGUGAUUACAAAUGAAACUUGGGAUCAAAACUUUGAAGAUGCUCUGAGUGAAAAUGCUUCACUGGCUUUUAUCAAGCCCACGUGGAUCGUCGCUUGUCACGAGAAAUCAACUAUGGUUCCUUUUCAACCUUACAUCAUAUCACCCUCGUGAGCACGAGUAACCACACCCUCGCUCUUCUUCAAGCCUUACCAUAAGCUCUUUCUCAUACUUGGCUUUCAAUCUUUUUUCAUGAGCAAGUGUAACCACACCCUUGACUUUGUUCCAACUUUGUCAACAUCAAGGGUAUGCAACACCCAUACAAUAAGCACGUGUAACCACACCCUUGACUUUGUUCCAACUUUGUCAACAUCGGGUAUGCAACACCCAUACAAUAAGCACGUGUAACCACACCCUUGACACCUAAGGACAUGCAACUGUACUCUAAAAUAACUGAUUAUGAUUCUCAGUAAUAUGGAAAUGGUAAUAUAACGGCGAUAACGUCAAGAAGCAAUGUAGUACUGCAUUAAUUAAAAAAUAUACUCCAAA